ACUUGACCCACAUUAAAGAAAAUUAUUGGCCACACCUUUUCAAUGGUUGGUGCUGGAAUUUUCAUAUAUCACAGUUAUAUAUGUAUGUACUUGUGCCAGAUCCUAUCUUUUCGGAACAAUAAUUUGAUCUCUUGUUCUUGAUGUUUGACUUCCGUUUCAAAACAUUAGCUAUGGAGGGAGCGUUAGUGUUUCAUAAAUACCUGUUCUUUAUUUCUAUUUUCUGAUCAACCUCCUCCAAAGGAAUUCAACUUAUCAUAACAUCACUUAACACACGUUGUUUCGAAGAGCAUAGUAUCUCUAAGGUUUUUCAUCAGUUUUUAUUUUUACUAAAGGAUAUGCGAGUUUUAUCCGUUAUGUUUUAGUUUUUAAACAUAAUUUUGUUUAAGUAAUUGCUCUAUACUUUUGAUCAUAUUAAAUGUAUAUUUUAGAAACUAAAAUACAUUCGGGAUACGAAGCAAGUGUAUGUAAUAUCGUGAGUGCCCUCACAGUUAUCUAACUUAUUAUCGCUCUUUUGCGGGGGAGUCGAGAAAGUUCUUUAUCUUGCAAGAUUAAUUGUGCUUGACAUUGAUGUUUACAGUGGUGGCAUUCGAAUGAUUCGAACAAUCUUCAUACCGACACUACAUAGACAUUGCAAAGUAUUAUACUCCAAAUAAAAGAUCUUUUAUAAUUAGGACAUUUAAUCAGCUUUAAAAAGUAUACUUGUCAAAAAGUCCCCACUUUUAUUAUUUUGAGUAUUUAAAAAUCUUAGCAGUAAUUAACUAGUUGUUCACAAUUUUGACUUAAUUUUUCAAUGAUUGCCUGUUACGACCAAGUAAAAUUGAAAUCGAAUGUAUAAUUACCCAGCCAUGACCCUUUUUGUUAAAAAGCAUGAAGUGCGAGUUUCAUAUGUUUUCGGGUGUAUCUUCCAUUUAUUUAAAUUGCCAUGUGUUCUCCAUCUUCAGUUGUUUAGGAAAAACAGAAAAAAGCUUGUUUAAAAUGCCGUGUAUGUACGAACGACAAAGUGCAAAUGAAGUUGCUAUGGUCUAAGCUGGUGGUACUAAAGGAAAGUUGUAUUUCCUUCGUUUGUAUUUGUUUAUUUUAUGUAAAACCGUUAAAAAUACCGUCAGGAAGAUGCACAAAGCUUACUUGUAUUCCUUAUAAUCAUUAAAAAUUGCUAGAUUUUCAAGAAAUACCACUUAAUCACCCUAGAGUUUAACCGGAAAUUCACUCAAACUGGAACCGGAAGUGCCCAUGGUCAAGGCGUAUACACGUACUGCAACGACACAUUAACAGGGCUACUACAUAAGAAUUACUUACUAUUGUGGAAGGAACCUUUCUGCAAGUACAAUUGCUCUGCACUCAUUAAAAGUUAAUUCAAGUCUCCUUAAUUAUCCAAAUUAUUAGAAACAAACUGGAAGAGUGGGGAAUGCGUUUAAGAAAACCUUAUGUACUGUAGGAUUAAUAUUUGGUCAAACAAUUUUGGUUAGCUUCAGUGUCAUGCACAUCUCAACCCUAUAGAACAUGAACGGGACAAGAUGGACCAGAGAUUAAGCGCUUUUGCAGCAGCAGAAUCUGGCGGAAAUAUAGAGGACGACCUAGUCCAUACAUUGAAUAACAUUCCAUAAGGAUUUUUCUUUAAUUGUGUGAAUUCUUUGAGAAGCAAAUGUCUUGAUCUUAAUUCGUUUGCACGGAGGAUAAAAACAGUAUUGAACGUUGCGAAUUUUCAAUUCUAGGGUGCCUUCACGCUUCUGCAUUUUGUGUUAAAUUCCUUCGAUAUAAUUAGAUUAAGUGAAAAAAAAAUAUUUUGCUUCUUUUUAUCCUGUAUAGUUUUCAAUUUAUAUUGUCUGAAUUAUUUAAUAUAAAAGCAGUGUAAAACAAAAACUUACGUGGGGACUUAGAAAUUUUGAUUAGUAUAUAUACCUUCAAGGAGAAUUGAAGAUGAAGAUUCCGCUUUGCUAGAAGGAUCGUUUAAAUGUAACAUUUGAGGAUUUUCUCCUAUUACAGAUUUACUAUAUAUUAAGUGUAAGUUCAGUUCUGCAAGUGCUUAGCAAGAUAUUUUUCCAGGAUCUUUUUUAUCUUUCCUGAAAUAUUCCACAACGAUUGAUCUUGUAGCACAUUUUCCUCAAUCCAACAGACGUUUCCUACCUCAACGGCGAGAUUUCCGCAGAGUUAUGUAGUUGAAAUAAUGAACAUUGUAACCUGAAUUUUUUUUCAUAAUAAUUUAUUAUCAAGUGUUUUUAUGCUCAGAGUUAUGAAUUUAAACAUGUUAGAAACAUGUGUAAUAUCAUGGCUCAAUUAGAAUUUAAUCCAAAGCAGCCACUUUAAUGUCACAACUAAGGAAACAAUGCAAGAGAUCUGAGAAACGAUGUUCAUUAUGGAAUGGAGAAAAAUAAUGUACAGUGCUGCAUCCCAUGAUAAAGAACACUGUUUUUGGAUCCAUGAAGUAAAUUUAAUAGGCCAUUUUCUAUACAGUAGUUUCUUACUGUCCCGAUUCUCUGCAGACAAUGAAAAGAGUCCAAAAAUGUCCAGAAACAUUAGCUGAAUGGAACACAAUGGCGACAAGAAAAAAAUGUGAAGAUUAUAAUCAGUCUUGCACAGAUUCUUUCAAAUUCAUGUAUCACUGCGUUGUCAAUUCUUACCUCAAUGAAACAAUAGAAGUUUGUGCUCCAUCAGCAUUUAUUACGGGUUACUGUUGUGAAUUCAAUGCCAUAGGCGCUGUAAUUCAACGAAAUUAUGAUGCAGAUUGUAGCAAUUUUUCCUCUAAUCCAUGCACUGAACCGUAUUUUUCCUAUGAGGGAUACAAGCAUCCUGAAUGUUACGCACUAGUGCAGCGGCGAGGCUAUCAAAAAACAACAGUUGAACCAGAUACAGAAAAUAAAACUAGUAUAGAAAAUGAUGGGAACGAUGGAAACAGUGAUGAAGAACAAACAUUGAUUUUGGCAAUCAUUAUUGCAUGGAUGUGUAUCUUAGCAGGGGCUCUCGCAAUAUUUUUAGUGCUAUUCAGGAACAGGAAAGGAAAGGAAUGUUGCUGUUUUUCUACAGAGGAAAAUUCCAACUUUGAUUCAGUAACGGAACAUAAUGACGACGUUCAAAUAUGCAUGCUAGAACUUUUGCCUUCAAACGUUGAGGAGAAUACGGUGAUGACGGAAACAGUUCCUAGUGCAGAAGCAAGAAAAAUCAAAAAGAAGUCUCUUGAGUUAAAGGAUUCAAACAUAAAAAAGAAGAUAAAAGGUACACAGUUCAGAGGACGUUUUUGUGGUGAUGCCUGCAAACAUACAAAAAGGAAAGAAGGACAAUAAAAUGUUUGCAACUGCAUGCUUUUUCAUGUGAGCUUUUCUGAUCACAUUUUGUCUGUAGUCCGUCUGUCUGUAAACUUUUCACAUUCUUCUUCUUUAGAAGUACUGGGUCAAUUUUAACCAAAGUUGCCACAGAGCAUCCUUGGGUGUAGCGAAUUCUUCUAAUGAAGGGUCAAGCCCUCUUCCAAGGGGAGAUAAUUAUGAAUUAUUGAGAAAUUUAAGUUUUACAUAGGAAUAUAUAGAAAAAAAAUUUCAAAAAUCUUCCUCUCCAGAACCAUGGGCAAGGAAAGAUGAAACUCAUGUGGAAGCAUCUUCAGGUAGUGUAGAUUCAGGUUUGUUUACAUCAUGACACCUGGAAGUAAAGCGGGGCCAUAAUGGCUGAUCAAAGUAUCAACAAUAUUUUGUAAUUGGGAUGAAGAUUAUUUUUGGUACAUUAUUUAUAUCGGAUAAUUGUAAUUAUGAUUAAUAACUUCCUAUUCAGGACGAUUAGAUUUUAUAUUUAGAUUUGUAACGUGAUGCGGCAGUCUCGUGAGUUUAACACAUUUACUUGCAGUAUUGAUGUAACCUAUAAAUUUCACUAGUGCAAGGAAACAACCAUGAUAAAAUUCAAAGAUUAGUUUAUAAAUAUUUUCAUAUUUUCGAGAUUUCAUCAAGAUUGCAACACUUUUCAGAUACCUUAACACUUCUAGAGUUGAAUUGUGAGAGCUUACUUAGAUCCAUUGAGUGUAUGCCCUUGUACUAGAUCUAUUUAUUAAGACCCCCACAUUAUCAUCCGAUGUACUUGCAUACAAAUAUACUGCAGUUUCAAUUAAAUACGUAAUGCACAGAAAAUAUAUUAAUUAAAUCGUGAAGAAAAACAUAGAAUCCAGGGUAAUAGCAUAUAGAAUAUCUGUAAAUAAUAUUUUAUUUGAUUAUAGAUUACAUUUUGCGUUAAGAAAAUAUUUAUACUCUGCCUCUCACUGCAUACAAACUGUACGUCACGUUUUAUGAAAUGACGUUACACGGACAAGUUGUUUGCGAUUAGUGACUUGUUUAUAACUUGUUAUGUGGGAUUAAGCUAACGACAAAACAGCAUGCUGUAGAAAGUUUGAUGCUGUUUGAUGAUUUAUUGGAAGUAAAAUUAGCAAUCGCCUCAUUCUGUGGUAUUUCAAAGAAUUGUUGUGUGUCGUAUAUUUUGUAUGAUGACAAAGUUAAAUUUUCCCGUACAAAUUAAGCUCCGCCUCCUUUUUGUAACCUUAACUAUACUGCGUAGGAACAGUCUGUAAAAAUCUUCUUCUCCAGAACCAUUGGGCCAGGAAAGAUGAAACUUAUGUUGAAGCAUCCUCAGGUAGUAUAAAUUCCAGUUUGUUUAAAUCAUGACCCCCGUGGGUUGGGCGGACCACUAUAAUGGUCAUAUUUUUACAUUUGAGUAUAUAGGAAAAAUCUUUAAAAAUCUUCUGGGCCAGGAAAGAUGAAACUCAUGUGGAAGCAUCCUUAGAUAAUAUUAAUUCAAAUUUCUUUAAAUCAUGAAAUCCGGGGUAAGGGCGGGGCUGCAAUUGCUAAUCAAAGUUUAACAUACUAUAAGGAAUAUAUAGUGAAAAAAUCUUUAAAAAUUCUUCCUCUCCAGAACCAUUGGGCCGGGAAAGAUGAACCUUUUGCGUACGCAUCCUCAGACAGUGUAAAUUCAAGUUUGUUCAAAUCAUGACCCUAGGAGGGGAGGGAGGGGCCACAAAGGCUGAUCAAUGUUUUACAUAGGAAUAUAUAUGAAAAAUAUUUUUAAAAAAAUUUCUUCUCAAGAACCUUUAUUCCAGGAAAGAUGAAACUCAUGUGGAAGCAUCCUCAGGAAGUGUAAAUUCAAAAUUUGUUCAAAUCAUGACAUCUGGGGUUAGGGCGAGGCCACAAUGGCUGAUCAAAAAACAGAAAGCUUUGUUAAAUUUAAUUGACAUGUAAGCAUCUGCAAGUAUAAGAUUUAAAUUUAUUCAGAGAAUGUGAAAGAGAGGGAUUGGGGUGUGUUAACGAGAGCUCACAGUGGGAGAUCGAGUAAUAUGUUGGAAAAUCUUCCCCCAACAAGUAAGCUUUUCAAUACUUAGCUGAUUUGUGUUGUUUAACUAGCCCAUAUGCUCAGGUGAGCGAUGAGGCCCAUGGGCCUUUUAUCGUAUAUCUUUUUUUUAAUUUUGAUGAAUGCUUUUGCCACGUGAUCUUUACAGAGGAAAUUUAAGAAAUCAGGACUGUGCUUAUUUUUUUUUAAUUAUUUAAGAGCUAAAAAUGUCUGCUACCUCUCUGUUUGAAACGCAUUUAAAAAAGGAUGAGUGUACCGAACCCGACUGUAUACGCCGGUCUCGAGCAAAAUAUUUUCUAAAAAGAUAAAGGCAUCUAUAUUACAUUUAUAUAUGCUGUUAUCUCAAAUAAAAAUAC
Messenger RNA from Saccostrea cuccullata (small rock oyster), 5669 nucleotides. RefSeq lists its product as uncharacterized. Bases 2484 to 3278 code for a protein of 264 amino acids. Lineage: Eukaryota; Metazoa; Mollusca; Bivalvia; Ostreida; Ostreidae. The record is from RefSeq and is a predicted model, not a curated record. The transcript is spliced from 10 exons.